AUUACCAUGUAAAAUGCUGACAAAAAUAGUAUACAUAUUUGUAUGACAUCGUCCCCUGCUCUCUUCUAUAAAACAGGGGAGCCUUUGAUUUGGAAAGAAACCUUGGUAUCUCUUUUAUAUUUAGGUUAGUCUAUCUUCCAAAUCUCAUACUAUACUAGAAACGUCACCAACAAUGAAGAAACUUUCUAUCCUCUUUCUGUUUCUUCUUCCUCUCUUAGCCUCAUGCGAGGAGAAGCAGGUCUACAUAGUGUACUUUGGAGAGCAUAAAGGAGACAAAGCAUUGCAUGAAAUAGAAGAAUUUCAUCAGUCAUAUUUGUAUGGAGUGAAACAAACUGAAGAAGAAGCUACAGCCUCUCUUCUUUACAGCUAUAAGCACAGCAUCAAUGGCUUCGCAGCAUUGCUAAACCCAGAUGAAGCGUCCAAGCUAUCAGAGUUGAAAGAGGUGGUGUCAGUCUUUAAAAGCAACCCAAGAAAGUACUCGGUGCAAACAACAAGAUCAUGGAGAUUUGCAGGCUUGGAAGAAGAGGGACAUAACGUAAAUCAUGGCUUCGGCGGGGGCAGAGACCUACUAAAGAGAGCAGGAUAUGGAAAACAAGUCAUAGUUGGGCUCUUAGAUAGUGGUGUGUGGCCAGAAUCACUAAGCUUCAGGGAUGAAGGGAUGGGACCCAUCCCAAAAUCAUGGAAGGGAAUCUGCCAAAAUGGACCUGAUUUUAACUCAUCCCACUGUAACAAGAAAAUUAUUGGAGCUCGAUACUACAUCAAGGGUUUUGAAAACUACUAUGGACCACUGAAUAGGACAGAGGACUCCAGGUCACCACGAGACAAGGACGGCCAUGGGACUCAUACAGCAUCCACCGCUGUUGGAAGCCGGGUCAAAAAUGCAGCAGCUUUGGGCGGCUUCGCUCGUGGAACUGCCACGGGUGGGGCUCCGUUAGCUCACCUGGCAAUAUACAAGGUUUGUUGGGCGAUCCCGAACCAAGAAAAGGCUGAUGGCAACACAUGUUUCGAGGAAGAUAUGCUUGCAGCUAUUGAUGAUGCCAUUGGUGAUGGAGUCCAUAUUAUGAGCAUCUCCAUUGGCACCCGAGAACCCACUCCUCUCAAAGAAGAUGGUAUUGCUAUUGGUGCAUUCCAUGCUUUGAAAAAAAACAUUGUGGUGGCGUGUGCUGCAGGGAAUGAAGGCCCUGCCCCAUCUACAUUGUCAAAUCCAAGUCCUUGGAUUAUCACAGUAGGUGCUAGCGGCGUGGACCGUGCAUUUUUUGGACCCCUUGUGCUAGGAAAUGGGAUGAAAAUUGAGGGACAAACUGUUACUCCUUACAAGCUGGACAAAGAUUGCCCAUUAGUGUUUGCAGCAGACGCAGUUGCCUCCAAUGUCCCCGAGAAUGUAACAAGCCAAUGCCUUCCCAAUUCUCUUUCACCUAGAAAGGUCAAAGGAAAAAUAGUACUGUGCAUGAGAGGGUCUGGAAUGAGAGUUGCCAAAGGAAUGGAGGUGAAAAGGGCUGGAGGUUUUGGUUUCAUCUUAGGAAAUAGCCAAGCAAAUGGGAAUGAUGUAAUUGUGGAUGCGCAUGUUCUUCCAGCAACUUCAGUAGGCUACAAUGAUGCCAUGAAAAUUCUCAACUACAUCCGCUCCACCAAGAAUCCAAUGGCUAGAAUUGGGAUAGCAAGGACAAUUUUACAGUAUAGACCAGCACCAGUCAUGGCUUCAUUUACCAGUAGAGGUCCAAAUGUGAUUCAUCCUUCCAUUCUCAAGCCGGACAUAACAGCUCCGGGAGUAAACAUAUUGGCCGCAUGGAGUGGAGCAACAGCCCCAUCAAAGUUGUAUGAAGACAAGCGAUUGGUUAGGUAUAACAUUAUUUCUGGAACUUCUAUGGCUUGUCCUCAUGUAGCUGCUGCUGCAGCACUUCUCAGAGCAAUACACCCUGAAUGGAGCAGUGCUGCUAUAAGAUCUGCCCUCAUGACCACCGCCUGGAUGAAGAACAACAUGGGUCAGCCCAUAGCCGAUCAAUCUGGCAAUGCCGCGACUCCAUUCCAAUUUGGUUCAGGGCACUUCCGUCCAGCAAAGGCAGCAGAUCCUGGUCUAGUAUAUGAUGCAUCUUAUACGGAUUACCUGCUCUAUCUUUGCAGCUAUGGAGUCAAAAACGUUUACCCCAAAUUCAAGUGCCCAGCAGUAUCACCGUCAAUAUACAACUUCAACUAUCCAUCAGUGUCACUUCCUAAGCUCAAUGGCACUCUAAACAUUACAAGGACUGUCACAAACGUUGGUGCUAGCAGUAGUGUCUACUUCUUUAGUGCCAGGCCACCUUUGGGAUUCGCUGUUAAAGCGUCGCCGAGUGUUUUGUUUUUUAAUCAUGUAGGGCAGAAGAAAAGCUUCAUCAUAACAAUAAAAGCUAGGGAAGAUUCCAUGUCAAAUGGCCACAACAAGGGUGAGUAUGCCUUUGGCUGGUACACUUGGUCUAAUGGUCACCAUUAUGUAAGAAGCCCUAUGGCAGUAUCUUUAGCAUAGGGCACUGCAUGUCUCCUCCCUCGUUUCUAUUUUUCUUCAGUUCUUUCUUAA
Populus trichocarpa (black cottonwood) is the source of this 2551-nucleotide messenger RNA. Its product is annotated as subtilisin-like protease SBT5.6. Gene Ontology annotation, molecular function: serine-type endopeptidase activity. The record is from RefSeq and is a predicted model, not a curated record. Gene Ontology annotation, biological process: proteolysis. The transcript has 9 exons. Lineage: Eukaryota; Viridiplantae; Streptophyta; Magnoliopsida; Malpighiales; Salicaceae. Bases 173 to 2500 code for a protein of 775 amino acids.